This is a messenger RNA of Varanus komodoensis (Komodo dragon), 750 nucleotides long. Its product is annotated as uroplakin-3b-like. The record is from RefSeq and is a predicted model, not a curated record. Lineage: Eukaryota; Metazoa; Chordata; Lepidosauria; Squamata; Varanidae. Bases 1 to 750 code for a protein of 249 amino acids. The transcript has 6 exons.
AUGGUCCUCUCCACAGUGGUCUUGCUGGUGGUGGCCCUCCACACUCUCCAGGCUGAAGAUGUGAAUUAUAAACCGAGACUCACAUCCGAGAAGGUAGCGGGGAGGAUCACAGCGUCCACCUUUGUUCUGGAGCAGCCCCGCUGCAUUUUCAACGAGGUUGUCAAACCCACGGACAACGUGUGGCUGGUGGUUGCCCUCAGCGAAGCUGAAGACGAACUGCCUAUUCCCCUCUCCGCAAGGGAGUUGCCCUAUCAGUCGUUCGGGAGCAAUAGCUCGUACAUGACCCUGAAGACCCCCGUGACAAACUACCCCUGUCCGGACCCGGGAGAGGCAAGCGAGGCGCUCACAGUCCUGCGGGUGGGGAGUGAGACGGGGUGCAUCACGGAUCUUUCCUGGCCGGACUGCAAUGGGCCCCUCCCAGGGCCAGGGCCUUACAAGGUCAAGUUCGUCGCCAUGAACUCCACGCAAAUCACAGCUCAGUCACACUGGUCAGAUCUGAUCACGCUGCGCAAAGGGAAGGACCCCAAUAGCAUCAAUACGCAGCCCGCGCGCCGCAGUGCCGGGAUGAUUGUCAUCACUUCAGUCCUCUCCAUCCUGUUUGCCAUUCUGCUGGCUGCCCUCAUCACUGCCUUGGUCUAUAAGUAUUCCAACAUCUGUGAUGGCACUGAGAUCAUGGGCACACGGGAUUCAGCAACCGUAACGCACUACAAUAGCCACCAUAUAUACGACAAGCCAGCAGAAAGGUUGUGA